AGGUUUGGCCCACUACCUACCCAUUAAAUUUGCAAGUUAGCGCCGUCUCUUUUUGGCCUCGUUCUAUCUCAUUCCCGCAUCUGUGGGAGUGCCGCGAGUCUGACGAGGUGGUGGGAGCGAGGAGCAGAGACGCACACCACACAAUUGUGAUAUAGCCCUGCAAAGCUCCAGCAGCAGGUUUGGUAGGGAAAAAGAUAAGAAAAGACGAGGAGAAGAACUCUAUCCGGAUUCAUCUGUUACUGUGGUGUACAUCAGCAGUAGGUGAGACAAGAUGGAUUACGUAUAUGGACCAGGGAGGAACCAUCUUUUUGUUCCGGGACCUGUCAACAUUCCGGAGCCUGUCAUCCGGGCCAUGAACAGAAACAAUGAGGAUUACCGUUCUCCAGCUGUACCAGCUUUAACAAAAACUCUUCUGGAGGAUGUAAAGAAGAUUUUCAAAACAACCACUGGUACCCCAUUCCUCUUCCCUACUACAGGGACUGGUGCAUGGGAGAGUGCUUUGACAAACACACUAUCACCUGGUGACAGGACUGUUUCAUUUCUGAUUGGCCAAUUCAGUCUCCUGUGGAUAGACCAACAGAAGCGACUCAACUUCAAUGUUGAUGUCAUUGAGAGUGACUGGGGACAAGGAGCAAACCUCUCGAUACUGGCUUCAAAACUUGCAGCGGACAGGUCUCACACCAUCAAGGCUAUUUGUAUUGUUCACAAUGAGACUGCAACUGGAGUUACCAACAACUUGGCAGCUGUUAGAAGAAUCCUCGAUGACUACAGGCAUCCUGCACUGCUGCUUGUGGAUGGAGUAUCUUCAAUAUGUGCUCUUGAUUUCCGUAUGGAUGAAUGGGGAGUAGAUGUUGCACUGACUGGGUCUCAGAAGGCUCUAUCACUGCCCACCGGUAUGGGCAUCGUUUGUGCUAGUCCAAAAGCAUUGGAAGCAUCAAAAUAUGCUAAAUCAGUAAGGGUGUUCUUUGAUUGGAGUGACUACCUGAAGUUCUAUAAGCUUGGAACAUAUUGGCCAUACACACCUUCAAUUCAACUUCUCUACGGGCUAAGAGCAGCACUUGACCUCAUAUUUGAAGAGGGUCUUGACAAUGUGAUUGCCAGGCAUACACGCCUAGGGAAAGCAACAAGACUUGCUGUUGAAGCAUGGGGCUUGAAGAACUGCACUCAAAAAGAAGAAUGGUUCAGUGACACAGUCACAGCCGUGCUAGUUCCUCCAUCCAUUGACAGUUCUGAAAUAGUUAAGAGGGCUUGGAAAAGAUACAAUCUGAGUUUAGGAUUGGGUUUGAACAAAGUGGCUGGCAAGGUGUUCAGAAUAGGGCAUCUUGGCAAUCUGAAUGAGCUACAACUGCUGGGUUGCUUGGCUGGAGUGGAGAUGAUACUCAAGGAUGUUGGAUAUCCGGUGAAGUUAGGGAGUGGAGUGGCAGCUGCUUCUGCUUACCUGCAGAACUCAAUCCCUCUGAUUCCUUCUCGAGUCUAAUGUUUUUUUAUAUGGUUUUUCUCUCGUUUUAGCACGUCAGAAUCUGUAUAAAAGUCUACUCUGCACUCUUUGAGGCUAUGUAUGCCAUUUUCUUUCAUGCAUAAUUUUAAUCCUUGAUUUUCAAA
This is a messenger RNA of Nymphaea colorata (pocket water lily), 1602 nucleotides long. Its product is annotated as serine--glyoxylate aminotransferase. The transcript is spliced from 6 exons. Bases 272 to 1477 code for a protein of 401 amino acids. Gene Ontology annotation, molecular function: L-alanine:glyoxylate transaminase activity; L-serine:pyruvate transaminase activity. The record is from RefSeq and is a predicted model, not a curated record. NCBI's taxonomy places the organism in Eukaryota, Viridiplantae, Streptophyta, Magnoliopsida, Nymphaeales, Nymphaeaceae. Gene Ontology annotation, cellular component: peroxisome.